Messenger RNA from Aedes aegypti (yellow fever mosquito), 1070 nucleotides. RefSeq names its product histone H1. Gene Ontology annotation, cellular component: nucleus; nucleosome. The transcript has a single exon. The coding region runs from base 89 to 694 and encodes 201 amino acids. Lineage: Eukaryota; Metazoa; Arthropoda; Insecta; Diptera; Culicidae. Gene Ontology annotation, biological process: negative regulation of DNA recombination; nucleosome assembly; chromosome condensation. Gene Ontology annotation, molecular function: nucleosomal DNA binding; double-stranded DNA binding; structural constituent of chromatin. The record is from RefSeq and is a predicted model, not a curated record.
CGUGCAAUAUUCAACAGUGUUUUGCUAUCUAUCGUGUUUUUAUUUGGAAUAAUCAAACCAAAACAAACGGUGAAAAACAACAAUCGUCAUGGCUGAUGUUGCACUACAUCCUGCCCACGUGGCACACGGAACGUCUCCAAAGAAGGCCAAGGCCGCCUCCAAGGGCGAGAAGAAGGCGAAGAAGCCAUCAACUCAUCCACCGGUCAACGAUAUGGUGGUGGCUGCCCUCAACGCUCUCAAGGAACGCCACGGAACGUCUCUGCAAGCCGUUAAGAAGUACAUCGGGGCCAACUAUAAGUGCGAUUUGACCAAGCUGUCUCCAUUCAUCAAGAAGGCGCUGAAGAGCGGUGUCGCUAAGGGUGCUCUGGUUCAGACCAAAGGAACCGGUGCUUCCGGAUCGUUCAAGUUGAAGGUGAAACCAAAGGCAGCUUCCGGCGAGAAGGCUAAGAAGAAGGCAACUGGCGGAGAGAAAAAGAAAGCUGCCAAGAAGCCUGGUAAGAAGCUGACCGCUGGAGUGGCAAAGCCCAAGAAGGCCAAGACUUCCCCGGCGAGAGCUGGAGGUGCCAAGAAGAAGGCCACUGGCGCUGGGUUGAAGCAAAAGUCCACCAAGCAUUCCAAGAGCGUUGCCAAGAAGCCAAAGGCCCCGAAACCGAAGAAGGCCUCCGGAGCAUCGAAGAAGUCCGCCAAGAAGUAAGAUGGAUCUCUGCUUCGCUGCGACGGGAUUUUGCAUGGAUGCUGCAGGAAGGCAUUCUCCAUUUCUUUUUUUGAUAACAAUCAGUCCUUCUCAGGACUACCGAACGAUUUUUGCCAAAGAGUUAGAGGAAAAAUUUCCUUGGAUGUGGUUUUAGGGGAGAAAACCAAUCUGAAAUGAAAGAAAGCCAUGGGAUAGGGGGUUUGAUUGGAAUUGAUUGAAUGUUUGUGCCGCUGUAAACAAGUUACAAUGCGAGGAAAUGAAAAUCUUGCAACUUGUUGCAAUUUUCAGCACGGUAUCGGACGGAACGGAAAGCUCACCUAUUCGAAUAUGAAUAAAAAGUAGGCAUAUUUUUCUUAUGGGAAAAGUAUUUUGAAAA